Molecule: messenger RNA, 1277 nt
Organism: Nicotiana tabacum (common tobacco)
Lineage: Eukaryota; Viridiplantae; Streptophyta; Magnoliopsida; Solanales; Solanaceae
Product: secretory carrier-associated membrane protein 4
Biological process (GO): protein transport
Cellular component (GO): trans-Golgi network membrane; recycling endosome membrane
Source: RefSeq, a predicted model, not a curated record
ACGAACACUAUCUUUCCACACCUUUUGCUUUCUUUUACAACUACUAUAUAUAUAUUUACAGAAUCAGAUACGGAUUUUACAAUUCUUGCUUCAAUUUCGGAAAUAUUAUCUGCAAAUUUUAUGGGCAUUGAAAGGUAGAGAGUAAAAGAGACAAUGAGUAAAGGAAAUGAUCCAAAUCCCUUUGAUGAAGAGGAACCACAAAUUAAUCCAUUUUCGAAUGGUGGAUCUGCUCCUGCAACUAAAUCACGCUUUCCUCAAAUGAUUGCUAGCACUCUUGGUUUUGGCCAAAAGAAUGAUGCCACUGUUGAUAUUCCGUUGGAUUCAAUGAAUGAUCCCAAGAAAAGGCAAAAGGAACUAGCAGCUUGGGCAGAAGAUCUGGAAAGAAAGGAAAGGGAGAUAAAACGUAGAGAAGAUGCUGUUGCUAGCGCUGGUGUUCCGACCAAUGAUAAGAACUGGCCGCCAUUUUUUCCAAUUAUUCAUCACGAUAUAGCAAAUGAAAUACCAGUUCAUGCUCAAAGGAUGCAGUAUUUGGCUUUUGCAAGUUGGCUAGGUAUCGUGCUUUGCCUUGUGUUCAAUGUUAUUGCUGUCACUGUUUGUUGGAUAAGAGAUGGUGGUGUCAAAAUCUUCUUACUUGCUGUAAUAUAUGCUUUACUUGGAUGUCCCCUUUCGUAUGUAUUGUGGUAUAGACCCCUUUAUAACGCGAUGAGGACGGAGAGUGCACUAAAAUUUGGUUGGUUUUUCAUGUUCUACAUGCUCCACAUUGGAUUUUGCAUACUUGCUGCUAUUGCUCCUCCCAUUAUCUUUCAUGGAAGAUCCUUAACGGGCAUACUUGCGGCAAUUGAUGUCUUCUCUGACCAUCUCUUGGUUGGGAUCUUUUAUCUGAUUGGAUUUGGCCUUUUUUGCUUGGAAGUUUUGCUAAGCUUGUGGGUAUUGCAGAAAGUUUACCUGUACUUCCGCGGGCACAAGUGAGCAUGAUUUUGGAUUCAAGACCUCAAUUCAGCUGCAUUUUUUUCGUUUUUUUUCUCGAGGAACCUAAGCUUGUGUCUUUACCUAUGGAAAUAUUUUUUGGCUGAGUUGUGGUGCGCGGGAUAGAGUUGUAUGUUCUGUAGGAUCAUACAAAUUGUUACUCCAAAUGUGAGAGAUGUAAGUAACUUCAUUUCUAUUGAACUCUUACUAGUUACUAUAUCAUCAUAUUGCCAAUGUAUGUAAUAGCCAUUACAUUCUAUCAACUUACUCUGCCUUAUUGAGCCUCUAUUAUAGUCUUUGGGGUUGAAUUC